AUGGAGGGCAUGGAGAUGGAUCAUGGCGAGGCCAGCUGCAAGAUCUCGAUGCUGUUCAACUUCAACACCAUCGAUGCUUGCUUUUUAUCCACAGGAUGGCAGAUCAAAAACAAUGGCAUGUUUGCUGCCACCUGCAUUGGCACCGUUUUACUCGUCGUGCUGGUCGAGUUCUGUCGACGGAUUGGUCGAGAAUAUGACAAUUUCCUGACCCGCCAAUUCCAGCGCCAAGCUGCGCACGGGGCUUUUGCCAAGAACUGGGAAUCCGCCAGGACAGCGGUGACUUUUCGUGCCACACCGCUGCAGCAAUUGGCCAGAUCUAUUAUCCAUGCGGUGACCUUCGCAGGAGCUUAUAUCACUAUGUUGCUGGCCAUGUACUUCAACGUCUAUGUGAUCAUCUGCAUCUUCAUCGGCGCGGGGUUGGGCAAGUUCUUAUGUGAUUGGAUGGUUGUCACGGUGGGAAUCGAUGACGUGCAACAAGAGACGCGGAAGUUGGAGGAGACAACGAUAUGUUGUGACUGA
Molecule: messenger RNA, 519 nt
Organism: Penicillium bovifimosum
Lineage: Eukaryota; Fungi; Ascomycota; Eurotiomycetes; Eurotiales; Aspergillaceae
Product: copper transporter family protein
Exons: 2
Coding region: 1-519 (172 amino acids)
Biological process (GO): copper ion transmembrane transport
Cellular component (GO): membrane
Molecular function (GO): copper ion transmembrane transporter activity
Source: RefSeq, a predicted model, not a curated record